CUCACAACACAACAGACGGGAGACGGGACGUUGGACGGGGAAUUUCAGUGAAAGAGUUAAGUGCUCGAAAGGACGCCCUAAGGAGGGGUUUGCGGUGCGAGUGGAGGUGUUCAGUCCCGCCUCGAUUUUCUGCCGUGUUGAGGACAUUAAUUUUUCUCGAAUAAUUCAGUGGCAAUGAACGACCACAUGAUGAAUAACGUCGAUCAGUACGGUGACGGUUACAUGGAGCCCGAAGAAGAGUGGGAGCGGGAAGGAUUACUUGACCCGGCUUGGGAAAAACAACAAAAAAAGACAUUCACGGCAUGGUGCAACUCCCACCUUCGCAAGGCUGGCACAUCGAUCGAAAACAUCGAAGACGACUUCCGCAACGGCCUGAAGCUCAUGUUGCUCCUGGAGGUGAUCUCCGGGGAAACUCUGCCCAAGCCUGACCGAGGCAAGAUGCGCUUCCACAAGAUAGCCAACGUCAACAAGGCACUGGACUUCAUCGCAAGCAAGGGUGUCAAGCUGGUAUCCAUCGGUGCGGAAGAAAUUGUUGAUGGCAACCUGAAGAUGACCCUGGGUAUGAUCUGGACCAUCAUCCUGAGGUUCGCCAUCCAAGACAUCUCAGUAGAGGAGAUGACAGCCAAGGAGGGGCUGCUGCUGUGGUGCCAGCGCAAGACUGCUCCUUACAAGAAUGUCAACGUGCAGAACUUCCACCUCAGUUUCAAGGAUGGUCUGGCCUUCUGCGCCCUGAUCCACCGUCACCGACCAGACCUCAUCGACUACAGCAAACUCUCCAAGGACAACCCUCUCCAGAAUCUCAACACCGCUUUCGACGUCGCUGAGAAGUACUUGGACAUCCCUCGCAUGUUGGACCCUGAGGAUCUGAUCAACACCCCCAAGCCAGAUGAAAGAGCCAUCAUGACUUAUGUCUCUUGCUACUACCAUGCCUUCCAGGGCGCCCAGCAGGUAACGACACAUAUGACAAACACAGCAAUGCCAGACGAACGAGCGAUUAUGACUUACGUCUCAUCGUACUACCACUGUUUCAGUGGUGCACAAAAGGCCGAGACGGCUGCCAACCGUAUCUGCAAAGUUCUCAAGGUCAACCAGGAGAAUGAGAGACUUAUGGAGGAGUAUGAACGUCUCGCCAGCGACUUGCUGGAAUGGAUCCGACGCACACUGCCGUGGCUUCAGAGCAGACAAACCGACAACUCUCUAGCCGGCGUACAGAAGAAACUGGAGGAGUACCGAACAUACCGUCGCAAGCACAAGCCACCUCGUGUGGAGCAGAAGGCCAAACUAGAGACAAACUUCAACACACUACAGACCAAGCUGAGGCUGAGCAACCGACCUGCUUACAUGCCUACUGAAGGAAAGAUGGUCUCGGAUAUUGCCAACGCAUGGAAGGGACUUGAAACAUCUGAGAAAUCAUUUGAAGAAUGGCUGUUGUCUGAAAUGAUGAGGUUAGAGCGUCUAGAGCACCUGGCCCAAAAGUUCAAGCACAAGGCAGACAUCCACGAGGACUGGACGCGAGGCAAGGAGGAGAUGCUGCAGAGUGCGGACUUCCGACAGUGCAAGCUGAACGAGCUCAAGGCACUCAAGAAGAAACACGAAGCGUUUGAGAGCGACCUGGCUGCUCACCAGGACCGCGUGGAGCAGAUCGCAGCCAUCGCUCAGGAGCUCAACACUCUGGAGUACCAUGACAGUGUGAGUGUCAACGCCCGAUGUCAGCGCAUCUGUGACCAGUGGGACCGCCUUGGCAACCUCACUCAGGGCCGUAGGAAGGCUCUCGACGAAGCUGAGAAGAUCCUGGAGAAGAUCGAUAUUCUCCAUCUGGAGUUCGCCAAGCGAGCUGCGCCGUUCAACAACUGGCUGGAUGGUACCCGGGAGGAUCUGGUGGACAUGUUCAUUGUUCACACCAUGGAGGAGAUCCAGGGACUGAUGGACGCUCACAGCCAGUUCAAGGCCACCCUGGGAGAGGCAGAUAAGGAGUUCAACUCUAUCGUGUCCCUGGUACGAGAAGUAGAAUCGACAGUACAGAAGUACCAGAUACCUGGAGGUUUGGAGAACCCGUACACAACACUCACUGCUAACGACUUGACCAAGAAGUGGACAGAGGUUAGGCAGCUUGUGCCUCAGAGGGACAACACCCUGCAGUUGGAGCUAAGGAAGCAGCAGAACAACGAGAUGGUACGACGCCAGUUUGCGGAGAAGGCCAACCAAGUUGGACCAUGGAUCGAGCGGCAGAUGGAUGCAGUAACGGCCAUUGGAAUGGGACUGCAGGGCUCACUGGAGGAUCAGCUGCGCAGACUGAAAGAGUACGAACAAGGAGUUUACGCCUACAAACCCCACAUCGAGGAGUUGGAGAAGAUCCACCAGGCUGUACAGGAGGGCAUGAUCUUCGAGAACAGGUACACACAGUACACAAUGGAAACGUUGCGCGUCGGCUGGGAACAACUGCUUACGUCCAUCAACCGCAACAUCAACGAGGUGGAGAACCAGAUUCUGACCAGAGACUCAAAGGGAAUAACACAGGAACAGCUCAACGAGUUCAGAGCGAGUUUCAACCACUUCGACAAGAACCGCACCGGACGUCUCGCACCCGACGAGUUCAAGAGUUGCCUGGUCUCUCUCGGCUACAGCAUCGGCAAGGAUAGACAGGGAGAAAUCGACUUCCAGCGCAUCCUGGCAGUAGUGGACCCCAACAGCACUGGCUACGUUCACUUUGACGCCUUCCUGGACUUCAUGACCCGAGAGUCGACGGACACUGACACAGCGGAGCAGGUCAUCGACUCAUUCCGUAUUCUGGCUGCCGACAAGCCAUACAUCUUGCCUGAUGAGUUGCGCAGGGAGUUGCCGCCAGACCAGGCAGAGUACUGUAUCCAGCGCAUGCCACCCUACAAGGGCCCCAACGCUACCCCCGGCGCCCUGGACUACAUGUCCUUCUCUACUGCUCUCUACGGCGAGUCUGACCUCUAAACACAACCGACGCCACUAACUCAAACUGGUGCCUUUUUUGUAACCGCUGUAGCGUUUAGGUUAGAACUGUAUUUAAUAGUAUUUUUUUAACCUAAGCGUGUACAUGGGCUUAAUACUUACGUUGCGAUCACCAAAGUCUGAAUAUAAUUUGGUAUUGAAGGUGAAGAUAAGCGGUGACAUGAGAUUGUGUACUUAAAACAGAAGCCGAAUUGCUCAACUGUCACUGUAUCUGCUGAUUUUGUAGUUAUUGUAAAGUAAACUCUUAGUAUAUAAAUCGAAAGAAUAAACGUAGAGUUUUAAAUUUGAAAAAAUCAAAUACUGCACUGUAAUUAUACUUGCACAAGAGAAGAAUUUUUACUCUAUGUCAUCGUAUAUUUUAUUAACGUAGGCGUAUAUAUUUAUAUUUUGUCUAUACAACAACAAUUUUAACCAACGUGUUAUAUUUUAGUUUAAUAUGGAGUAUAUUUAAUUUAUUUAAUUUAGGUUACGAUAUGUUUUAUCCUGAUGUUUUAGUCUGUACAAAUUUGAUCAGUAAGCCAUAUUUUAGUCUCACCAAUAGGUGUCAGGCCUCGCCUUUGAUACCAAACCGAAAAUGUCCUAUGCGGCAGCAAAAUCGAGCUGAACGAUUAAAAAUUCUUUGAUUUUAUUGUAAACAAGUUCCUUUUAUUUUUUAGUCACAUUUCAAUGUGCGUUAAUUAUUCCUUGUACAGCCGAACAAAUAUCCUUAAGGGGCGUCCUUGUAAGAUAAAUGUCUUGUUAAUUUGCACUGCCAUUUGAGGGAAUCAACUAAACAAGAAAGGCAACAUCAAACCAAAUUGUUUAUUUAUUUAUUUAAUGUUAAUCGUUUUUGAUGAUUUGGUUUUGAUUUGAUGUGUAUGUUAAUUCAUUGUAAAGUUAGGUUAUUUGGAAUGAGUAUAUUGAUGUUAAUAAAGAUCUACCAUAUUUACACAAACAUUUGAGUGCAUAUUUAUAGUUUCCAGUGCAUUGCCUGAUCUAGUCAUGUAGUUUUGGGAUCUGUACAAACAAACAAGAGAAAUUAAAUGGAACUUGGUACAGUAA
Molecule: messenger RNA, 4020 nt
Organism: Macrosteles quadrilineatus (aster leafhopper)
Lineage: Eukaryota; Metazoa; Arthropoda; Insecta; Hemiptera; Cicadellidae
Gene: Actn
Product: alpha-actinin, sarcomeric
Exons: 19
Coding region: 175-2961 (928 amino acids)
Biological process (GO): actin cytoskeleton organization; muscle cell development
Cellular component (GO): cell junction; cortical actin cytoskeleton; plasma membrane
Molecular function (GO): calcium ion binding; actin filament binding
Source: RefSeq, a predicted model, not a curated record